GCCAUUUUCCCAUCAUGCAAUGCUGCCUCGGUCCGCCACAAACAAAUUUUCUGCUGUGAGGAGAGAUCGGGCGAGUCGUGUCCAACAGACAAGUGAAGGCUUCUUCCCAUUAUUAUUGGGCUUAACCUUUAGUGUUUAUCAUUUGCUGUUGGUACCUUUGCCGCCGUUUUCUCAUUUGAAGUGAUAUAAGCGUACAUUACUUAUUUAGCUGUGUGUGUCUCUUGCGGGGUUGGAAAAGCCAAGAUGGGAUGCGAAGACGAAGUAUUGAAGAUUGGUAAAAAACUGGAGAAGAUGAUAUCCAGCGGGACAUCGGACCAUGCUGCUUCAGUUGACCUCCUCAAAUCCUUACAGGAUUUACCUAUGACUCUUGAUGUGCUCCAGAAAACCAGAAUUGGAAUGACGGUAAAUAACUUCCGUAAGUCCAGUAAUGCGGAUGAGGUGAUCAGUCUGUCGAAGGCGUUGAUUAAGAGUUGGAAGAAACUCUUGCCAGGAGAAAGCACAAAUUCCAAAUCAUCAUCAUCACAGUCUUCUGCUAGAAGCAACAGCGUCAACAAAACAGAUGAAUCUUCACGUGACAGCACGGACAGUAAUUCUCAUGAUGUGAGCAAGAAACUGGAAGGCGAUGCCAAAGGGGGCCAGUCUGGCACUAAACUAACUGACACAAGUGACCCUAUACGUCUCAAAUGCCGGGAGCUUCUCUUCAAUGCUUUAAAAGUAGACAAUCCCCCUCCUGGUGUCAAACCAAUGCCACAAAUUGCUUCAGAAAUUGAAGAUUCUAUCUACCAAGAAUUCCGAAACACUGACAUGAAGUAUAAAAAUCGUGUCCGAAGUCGUGUGGCCAAUUUAAAGGAUCCAAAGAAUCCUCAAUUGCGGGAAAGUGUGUUGCAGGGCAUCAUUGAUCCCUGUCGAAUGGCUGGAAUGACCGCUGAGGAGAUGGCCAGUGACGCUAUGAAGUUAUUGCGGAGCAAAUUAACAAAAGAAGCCAUUAAUGAACAUCAGAUGGCUCAGACAACUGGAAGUGUCACUGAUCUCAUUAAAUGUGGCAAGUGUAAGAAGACAAACUGUACAUACAACCAGGUACAGACAAGAAGUGCUGAUGAACCAAUGACCACAUUUGUGUUGUGCAAUGAAUGUGGCCACAGAUGGAAAUUUUGUUGAUGUUCCAGCCAUAGAAUUUUUGUUCUUUCUCUGAUCAGAGACCAUUGACCGCUGCCACCGCCAUCGCCCACCACCACCAUUAUUAUUAUCAUUAAUUGUUAUCAUCCCUUUGCUGAAACUGGAUGUCUUUAAAGAGAAGGAAGACAGAAAAGCUCUGAUCAGUUAAUGGUGGGAUGAGUUUGUUCGUGUUUCCAGGGUUCUUAACACCAGAAAGCAACCGGAGAACUUGACAUAAAACAAAUUUUUAAAAAAUUGGAAGAAAAAAAAAAG
Molecule: messenger RNA, 1428 nt
Organism: Octopus sinensis (East Asian common octopus)
Lineage: Eukaryota; Metazoa; Mollusca; Cephalopoda; Octopoda; Octopodidae
Product: transcription elongation factor A protein 1
Exons: 9
Coding region: 244-1158 (304 amino acids)
Biological process (GO): transcription elongation by RNA polymerase II; DNA-templated transcription
Cellular component (GO): nucleus
Molecular function (GO): zinc ion binding; nucleic acid binding
Source: RefSeq, a predicted model, not a curated record